Anopheles maculipalpis is the source of this 2298-nucleotide messenger RNA. It is a transcript of the gene PK1-R, whose product is annotated as neuromedin-K receptor. Gene Ontology annotation, biological process: neuropeptide signaling pathway. Gene Ontology annotation, cellular component: plasma membrane. NCBI's taxonomy places the organism in Eukaryota, Metazoa, Arthropoda, Insecta, Diptera, Culicidae. The record is from RefSeq and is a predicted model, not a curated record. Gene Ontology annotation, molecular function: neuromedin U receptor activity. The transcript is spliced from 4 exons. The coding region runs from base 1 to 2298 and encodes 765 amino acids.
AUGUGGCCAGGUUCGGGUGCGGAAGCAAGUGGCAUACGAACGGAGCGCGAUGCACAGCUACUACUGUCAACGGUAACGUCGUUGAUUGCCAAUCCACGCACACAUCUAACCGGGCGCUAUGAAACGCACCAAACCGUCAGCGACCUGAUACUCCCGGGCAGUGUCAGCACCACGUUCCUAAACAUGUCCCACGAGCUGGUGCAGGUGCUGACGGCCGAAAACGAUAGCGCCCUGCCGGUGGACGCGGCCGAAAACUUGACCGAGCUGUACGGACCGAAGCGUGACCCACUGUACGUGGUGAUACCGAUCACGGUCAUCUAUCUGCUGAUCUUUCUCACCGGUGUCGUCGGCAACAUUAGCACGUGCAUCGUGAUCGCCCGCAAUCGGUCGAUGCACACCGCCACCAACUACUAUCUGUUCAGCCUGGCCGUGUCCGACUUUCUGCUGCUCGUGUCCGGUGUGCCGCAGGAGAUCUACUUCAUCUGGAGCAAGUAUCCGUACGUGUUUGGCGAAACGUUUUGCGUGCUGCGGGGCAUCGCGGCGGAAACGUCCGCGAACGCAACGGUCCUCACGAUCACCGCGUUCACCGUCGAACGGUACGUCGCGAUCUGCCAUCCGUUUCUGUCGCACACGAUGUCCAAGCUGAGCCGGGCGAUACGCUUCAUCUUUGUCAUCUGGCUGAUCGCGAUCGUGUCGGCGGUACCGCAGGCGCUACAGUUCGGGGUCACCAAUCAGGGCGGUAUCGAUCAGUGCGUGGUGAAGCGCAUCAUCAUUCAGCACUCGUUCGAGCUGUCGACGUUUUUGUUCUUCUUCGCGCCGAUGACGCUCAUCACCGUGCUGUACGCGCUGAUCGGGCUGAAGCUGCGAUCGUCCACGCUGAUGCAGCGCGACGGUACACUACAGCGGCGCAACAAUGUUGUGCCGAACUCGCGCCAGUCGUCCGCCAACAGUCAGGGUACGAGGCGCGUCCUCAAAAUGCUCGUGGCAGUUGUUGUUGCGUUCUUCCUCUGCUGGGCACCGUUCCACGCGCAGCGGCUCGUUUACAUCUACGGCGUCGACAAGGACCAUCAGCCAUCGGAUCCAGUCAUUCUGAAGCUGUUCGUCGUCACCACUUACAUCUCCGGCAUACUCUACUAUCUGUCGACGUGCAUCAAUCCGCUGCUGUACAACAUAAUGAGCAACAAAUUCCGGCAAGCGUUCAAGGAGACGCUGGCCAACUGCUGUCAAAUUGCGCGUCAAUCAAAUAGUGCGGAGCGAUCAUACCGAAUACUGCCCCGACGGGAACGACGUUCUGCUGCAAACAAGGAAUCUUCCGAUAUCUCAGGCAAUUCCAUUAAGGACGAAAGCCUGUACUCGUCCUCUACUCAGAAACAAUCCUUCGACUCCAUAACGCUAUCCCGCGGACAGUCACUUAGGCGCACGUCGUCGACCACGGCGCUUGGUGUGCAGGAAAGCGUCCUCUCCUCGCCGAUCGCCUACACCGCCCUCUACCAUAACCACCCUCACCAACACCACCACCACCACCACCACAACCACCACCACCAGCAUCAUGCGCACAGUUACGGCCAUUACGCACACCCGUACAGUCCACCGUCGUACGGGGAAAAAUUGUCGGCCACAGCGAACGUGCUAGUGGCAAGCAAACCGGGCCGUCCCGAGCUCGACCUAUACACACAGGAGCGAGAGCUGCAGCUAAACAUCUUCGCCUCGUCGGUGGACACGGGCACGGCAGCUGGUGGCGGUGGUGCGAACAAAGCCACCGACCAUCUUGGCGACCGAACGCUCAAGCGCAUCAGCAUCCAGAUCAAUCAGAUCAGCGUGCGGGGUAGUCUUGGGGCGCGUGGAACCGAACCGCUCGGGAUGGAUAUGGUGGCGAAAGGGGAUCGGCUGCCGGAGCGUAGUGACACGCUGCGGCUGCUGUGCAAGCAACCGCGCGGUCAGGACGGCCGGAUAGAGAUCUUCGUGCGGAACAGGCAACGGCAGCAGCAGCGAAGCCGGCUGCGGCUGUGGCGCUUCUUUCAGCACGUUCGUCCACUGAAGCACCCGGCCGGCGCUAGUAUCGGGCGGCAGAAGCUGAUGACAUCGGCGGCCGCCGGUGCAGUCGUGCACUUCUACGAGGAUCGCUCGCCAGACGGUGCAUCGCUAGCGGAGGACCGUUUGCUCGCCAACAAACACCACCCGUGCGGCAUCGCCGACGGGGACGGUGAGGAUGGACAUGGUGAAAAUCAUUCCGCACUGGACGACGAUCUCGAGGCGUACAUGAGGGAGAUAAAGCUGCGCGAAACCAUCAAUCGCUAG